UCAGCACCAGCCACGUGCUCCCCACAGGCACUCCCGGCCACGCUGCGAGGCAGGAUGCUGCUCACCUUCCUGGUGGUCCUUGGGGCACCAACGAGGGCCCAGAAGGGACCAAGACAUGAGCGGCUCCCGCCAGCCCCCCAAGCUGUGGAUGGAGGGAAGCUGAUGAGACAGGAAACCGCCAGCGAUAACAAGAUGCUGCCAGGUCUCUCCAAAAUGAGAAGGGGUGACGAUGGCUCUGGGGCAGGGUCUCAUCUGGACAAAGCUGCCCUGCCACUGCAAGUGGGAUCAGAAAGACAAGCACUGCCCUGGCUGAUGAGCCCAGCCACCAAAAGAGCUGCUCCCAGGAAAAAGGGGAGGAAGGUGUCCCUGUCACUCGAUGUCCACACUCACUUACUGAAAAUCCUGCUCGACCUGGCCAGAGAGAAGGAACUGCAGGCCAAGGCAGCUGCCAAUGCUGAGCUGAUGGCCCGCCUCGGGCGCAGGAGAUAAACUCCUGGCUGGGAUAUAGCAGGGCUGGAGAGGGCAGUGGGGCUGCCUGGGGCACAGGCAGAGGAAAGCGUGGAGUGGCAUUAGUGUGUCUGCAGAGGACUGUGGCCAGGGCACCUCAUCCCCCCAGUCCCAGUGCCCAUGACACAAGCAGCAGCCAUAGGGGGAUUUGGUUUAAUAACUAUCACUUCUGCACCACUGGAGAAGAUACAGCUGGGCUUACCUUGGCCAGUGCUUGAGCACAGCUGCUCCCAGCCCCAGGCACUACAGGUAUUUCUAUGCUUGGCUUUGCUCCCUGCUCAUCCACCACUGAGAUGUCUCCAAAGGGGCUGCAUCCAUCCAGGCAGCUUUUCCUGGGUGCUUCUUCUCUCUGGCUGAGUGAAGCACACAAAAUCCUCCACACAGCUUGGACAAGCCUCAAAGCCAGAGUCUUGAGUGAGCAUGCACAAUAAAAUGUGGCGUCAAAUACAACCUGUUGUGCUUUAUACCUGUUCUGCACCCCUUUACACUCCCAUUUUGUGUUCCCUUUUCCCAGAGAUGCUGUGAGGGCAUGUGCUCAGCCAGGGCCAGCAUGGGAGGUCAUUAAAUUCCAAAUGAGGGGUCAGACCUUGUACCAACAGCGGAGCCAACCCCUGGCCCAGGGAGCCCACAGCGGCUCUGGGCCUACAGGGAAAUCGUGUUGUGCC
Cyanistes caeruleus (blue tit) is the source of this 1172-nucleotide messenger RNA. It is a transcript of the gene UCN2, whose product is annotated as urocortin 2. The record is from RefSeq and is a predicted model, not a curated record. Gene Ontology annotation, biological process: digestion; cellular response to nutrient levels; hormone-mediated signaling pathway. NCBI's taxonomy places the organism in Eukaryota, Metazoa, Chordata, Aves, Passeriformes, Paridae. Gene Ontology annotation, cellular component: extracellular region. Gene Ontology annotation, molecular function: corticotropin-releasing hormone receptor 2 binding; hormone activity.